Messenger RNA from Porites lobata, 4208 nucleotides. The record is from the annotation of a GenBank genome assembly. NCBI's taxonomy places the organism in Eukaryota, Metazoa, Cnidaria, Anthozoa, Scleractinia, Poritidae.
UGUGGAAAUGGUUGUGGACAUCGUCCAGAGGCGAGAAUAAUAGGGGGCUCAACGGCCUCCCCUCAUUCAUGGCCCUGGCAACUAUCACUGAGGGUCAUGAAUGGUCACUCUUGUGGGGCCUCCCUUAUCAGCCCCAGAUGGGCCAUCACGGCAGCUCACUGUGUGAUGAGAAGUAAUGACCCUCACGUGUACAGCCUUGUCGCAGGUGCGUCUAUAGUGGGGCAGCUUAAUGCUAUAAGAAGGACCCGAAAACAUCAGAUUUAUUAAGGUAAAAAGUACACUUUCUCAGUAGGAUUAGACAAAUUAUAUCCGCAUAAUUCACACCACUCUAGGGAAUCCAAGAAAGUCUUAGAUUCUGGAUUCCACGCCGUAGAUUUCGAAAUCCAGAUACUGGAUUUCGGAUUCUUUGUUAGUGGAACUUGGAUUACGGAUUUCAAAGCCCAGGAUACGGGAUUCCACAAGCAAAAAUUUACCAGGAUUCCGGAUUCCACAAGCAAAAAUUUACCGUAUACUAGAUUACCUUACAAAAAAUGGGUCUAAUCAUUUCGAUCGCAAUGCCGGCUCGGUAUCUAACUGGAUUAUCCGGCAUAAUGCUGGCAUAAUACCCAGUCAUUUAUGUGCAGCAUAACUGAGCACAUUUGCAAUUAUCGUUGUUUUACGGCAUUUAAAUCGCAAAAUAUACGUGCUCGCUUUUGAUAAUAAACAUGAAUAAACAUAUACCAAUUUGCACAUUUAUAAAAAUUAUAAAUUUAUUAAUCCUUACUCUCAGUCAAAAGUACAAGGAGAUACAUUUAAAAUAACGCAGCUCUACGAACUAAAAGGCCGAGAUGCACCAAAGGUAAAAGCGGAUUUCAGUUGAGUCUCACACCACACAACUGUUGCACAGAAUCGCCUCCAAGACGGUCUUGGAUUCUGGAUUCCAAUCAAUAAUGGGAUUCAGAUUACUUGAGCUGUAUUCCGGAUUCCAAAAGCAAAAUUUUUCAGAUUCUGGAUUCCACAGGCAACUAUUUUCUGGAUUCCCUUACAUGGAGCAAACAGAACCUAUCCGAUGCGACACUCCACCGAUGCGAUCGGCACAGCGCAGCUUCGCUCCCUUACAGAAAUCGAGCCGAAAUUACCAUUGUUUUCAGUUGUGUAAGCAGAAGCCCUGUGGUGUAUGGUGUAUAGUGCAGACCCAAGAGCUAACCACUAGGGGCCGUCGACAUAUUCACUUUUCCUCCGCUUAACGUCAACUGAACGUUUAGGGGGGCAGUUGUAAGGCAGUGGACGUUAGUGCGGGGCAUUUUUGGACACAAGCAAACUGAUGCAUUUUCAUACUAAAAUUUUACGUCAUGUGUGGAACGGCGCUCGUGACAUUAUUCAAUAGAAAGCAGAACCAAUUAAAGAAGGGAGUGUAAAUUUUGAUCUUUUAAACUCUCCCCUUAACUACUAGCAAAUUGUACAUUUUACAUUGUGAUCUUUUAAACUCUAUAUUAAAAUAUGAAUUUUCUACCGGCCGUUUUAAAAGCAGUAAAUUGUGUUGAUACCGUUGACAUUUUCACGCAAUUGCGUCAGGGGGAGUAUUCCUUUUGGGGGAGCAGCAAAAUUUCAAGUGGACGUUAAGGAGGGGGAGGGGGUCUGACCUAAACGUCCAGUUGACGUUAAGCAGGGGAAAAGCGAAUAUGUCGACAGCCCCUUAUAGACUAAACAUAGCCAGUGUUCGACUAACAUUUCUUUUAUGACUAUUUCUAUAGGAGCGCACCGCAUUGAUGGAGAUGGUGUCGAAUAUCGCAUCAAUAAAAUCAUCACUCACCCUGCAUAUGGUGUCGCUUACCACAGGAAUGAUAUUGCAUUGUUGAGACUUGUCAAACCUGUAAAACUAGACUCAAAAGUUGGCACCGUCUGUUUUCCACCGAAAGGCUCACGGGUUGCCUCUGGUACUCGAUGCUGGAUAUCAGGUUCUAGUGCUAUCUGCGUUAGGUUCAAACCAUACAGAGAAUACAUAUACAGAUCAGUGUGGAAAAUCUGCCUUUGCAUUUGCAUUUCGUGUUUAAAACCCCAAUAUUAAGCUACAACUUCACCAUACCUGAUCUCCAUACAUUUUCACACUCCUCCGUAACAGACCCAGUGGAAUCUAUAUCUUCACUGGGUUCUCGAAGAAAACGUCACUGGGUUGGUCUUUUUUCCUCUGGGUUUUCUUCUUAGUUGUGUGCUUCCCAUAAAGGGGAAAGGGGUGGCAGGCCUUACAUCUUUACGGAUAUGAAAACUAAAGAACUAAACGAUUUACACUUUUUUUAUGCGAGAUUGAUUACCUCUACCCUCCGUAUGUUAUUAUUAUUAUUAUUAUCAUUAUUAUUAUUAUUGUUAUUAUUAUUAUUAUUUUAUCAAUGAUAAUAAUGUUAUAUUUUUUUGUUCUUUUUAACAAUUAUGAACAAUGGAAUACACUGGUCUUAUAGAAGUCAUGAUAGAAAGUGACUGAGGAAGAAAAAAAUCAGCUGGGAGAAAACAAACUUUUCGCGGGGUAUCGGAGGGGUAGGGGGCGUCUCAAUUAACACUGGGUAGGGUUUCACUGGGUCUGUUACAAAGGGGUGUAUUUCCAGUAAAGGCCUCGUUGAAAGAAUUUGAUAAAAGAUCAAGGCAUUUACCCUUUGGUGAUAAUUUUAUUAAUUCUAAUUUCCUUGUUUCUUGAUAAUGUAUUUCGAGAAAAUUUGAUGUUGCUCACACCUAGGAAUUUUUCAGGUACACUUCUUGAUCAAGAGACAAACUAUUUUUACAGAUAUCUCGACGCAAUCUUAAGAUGUAUGGUCAUAGCGAUUUUUCGUACAUUGCACCAUGAUUAUGGAAUUCCCUUUCCUAUGAUAUGAGGAAUUGCGAGUCGUUUACUACUUUUAAAACUAAGCUUAAUGCCUUUCUCUUUGAACCUAUUUUUAAUUAAUAUUGUAUUAUGAAAUUAUUUGUAAUAGAACCUUUUAUUGUUAAUUAACAGUGUUUUAAGUUGCCUAUUUUAAAUUUCUGAUAUUGUAAAGCGAUGUUGUAUACUUUGUAGUAGGAGCACUAUAUAAAUUAUCGAAUUAUUCAACUUAGGUUGGGGUACAGAGCGCUUCAACUUCUGGGGCUCAGCAAAGUCCCCGACCCACCUCCAGCAAGCUUAUGUACCAGUGGUUGAUAACAAUACUUGCAAGAAAAAAGCUGGAGAUAGGGCGCACGACCCUACAAUGGUUUGUGUGGGCGGAGCUGGAAAAGGAGCUUGUCAUGGUGAUAGGUACCGAGAUAAUUGUUUAAGUAAUACCAAUUUAAGCACUGAAACACAAGUACCAACUCCUCGGUAUGGCCAGUACCUUACGCACGCGCACAACCAAAUCACCCAAAUCAAAUAACAUAAAGCAAAGUAAGUAAAUAACGGCACGAUUGAAUAGAGACUAGGAUAAUUUUUUAACAUUUUUAUAAGACGGGGACCUCAACAUAAUCGUCUUUUGACUGGUAAAGAAAAUCCAUAUCUGAUAUCUCUUUCGUCAGCGUGGAAAACUGGGGGUUUUAGUUGGUUAUUUUCUCUCAUAAAGAUUCGAGGCAUUAUAUAGAAGAGGUGGCAAAGAAGGACGAAACAGAUUGUGAAACAAAAACUAGGAAAACCAAUAAGACAUUCUAUUAAUAAGAGAAAAAGGGGAACUUUAUGAAGGACACCGCAUCCUUCAGUCUUGGUCAGGUUACGUGACUCGAAUUUGCAAUGAAGAAAUCAACGAAUACAAGGCACAGACAAAAACGAUAGCUGGAUUCACAACCCGCCAACAAACUGACUGGUGGUAUCAUAUUGGCUUCUUGUUACAUUAAAACCAAUGAAAUAUUGGAAAGGGUCACAGUUGUUGUGGCUACAUAAUAUAUAGCGCCCUUCGCAUAUUACAGUGAUUAGUUUUUAUAUAAUAAAUAGGUCAUUACAUGGCCGCUUGGAGGUAUGGAAUUUCUCUUCAGGUGAUGAAAUUUCGUAUUUUCGCGAGGUCAUGUGAUAUCCUCUAUUUAAAUAUUCUUACAGAUCCUAAAAGUGACUCGAUUUUAUUUUUUUGUUUAUUAGCGGUGGACCCCUGGUGUGUGAAGAGAAGGGCAGUUGGAUUCUCCGAGGUGUCACUUCGUGGGGCCACGAGAAGUGCAAAACCGAUCACUACAGCGUAUUCACUCGUGUCAGCUUCUACAUCUCUUGGAUUGAGAAUCAGAUUACAAGUGAGUCUAGGCAUUAA